Candidula unifasciata is the source of this 469-nucleotide messenger RNA. NCBI's taxonomy places the organism in Eukaryota, Metazoa, Mollusca, Gastropoda, Stylommatophora, Geomitridae. The record is from the annotation of a GenBank genome assembly.
UACCCUUCGUCUUCAGAAGCAUAUUGUGGCCAAGGUGCCUAAUUCACAUGAGAUUGCCGAUGCUAACUCUCGUCAACACAUUAGGAAACUUGUAAAGGAUGGUUUGAUCAUCCGCACGCCAGUGAAGAUUCACUCUCGUGCUAGAGUUCGCAAGAAUGCAGAGCUUCUUGGUAUCCGACGCAUGCGAGUUCUGCGCAGGUUGUUUAGGAAGUACAGGGAGGCUAAGAAGAUUAAUAAGCAUUUGUACCACGAGCUGUACACGAAGUGCAAUGGUAAUGGUUUCAAGAACAAGCGUGUACUGAUGGAGUUCAUCCCCAAGAUAGGGGCAGAGAAGUCCAAAUCCAAGAUCCUCAGUGACCAGGCUGAGGCUCGUAGACAGAAUGUUAAAGAGGCUCGUCGCAGACAUCAAGAUCGCAUUGCACAGAAAAGAGAAGAGUUGUUGAAAAACAUUGACGAACCCAAGAAAUAA